GUCUGGAAGUUUUGGCUUUCUCAUAUAAGCUCUAAACAAAGCUGCCAACCAUUGCGCUUGGACGAAAACCAAGUGUAAGGUGUCAGCCACGUGCAUGGCGUCCAGUUCCCUGCUUUGACCGUCGUCCAUUCGGCGGCCGCGGGGGAAAGCGUUGGCGCUGUCGUCAGUCGUCUCUUGAAAAAUGCAUCCCAGUGACAACAUCCAAUCAAGAACACCGGCCGAAUCCACAAGAGAUCCGGUGGCAGCGCCGUACAAAAAGCAACUUCCCGCUUACACUCACGAUCGAAACCUUUCAGUCCUCGAUUACCUUCGAUAAUCGUCCCAGACAUAAUGUCCAACAUCAUCUUGCCGUUGAGAGACGAGUUCGUGCUUCCAACUAACGGUGAGGUCGGCGCUACCGAAGCCCAUGGCAGUCCAUGUGUCUACCUUUGUGGAAAUUCUCUUGGGGCGAUGAGUCAGAAGUCGAAGCAACUGGUACAAGAAGAGUUAGAUGUUUGGGGAACCCGGUCGGUCGUUGCCCACUUCUCUCAUCCGCAUGGAAGACCAUGGGUCAGCUACACCGAUAAUAUUACUCCCCUAUUGUCAGAGAUAGUAGGGGCGGAAGAAAAAGAAGUUGCAUGCAUGAGCACGUUAACUGCCAAUCUACAUCUUAUGAUGGACUCCUUUUAUAAACCGACUUCUGAACGUUACAAGAUCCUAUGCGAAGCCAAAGCUUUCCCCUCGGAUCAAUACGCGUUUGCAUCUCAAGUUCGCGCUCGCGGCCUCGAUCCCACCCGGGCCAUAAUCGAGAUUACUCCGCGGGAAGGCGAAUAUACGCUCCGAACGGAAGACAUUCUUGACACGAUCGAGAAGGAGGGAGAUACCAUCGCCCUUGUCUUGUUCAGCGGAAUUCAGUAUUACACCGGCCAACUAUUCGCGAUGGAAAUCAUAACGCGUAAGGCUAAAGAAAAGGGAUGCAUAUGCGGUUGGGACCUUGCCCAUGCUAUUGGAAACGUACCACUUUCCUUACACGGUUGGGACGUCGACUUUGCAGUGUGGUGCACCUACAAAUAUCUCAAUUCGGGUCCGGGCGGUAUUGCUGGACUGUUUGUACAUCAAAAAUGGCAUGAAAUCGAGAAACCAAAGUUUACGGGAUGGUGGGGCCAUGAACUAGCUACUCGCUUUGAAAUGCCACCCACUUUUACUCCAACUCCAGGCGCUCAAGGUUACCAGCAGUCUAAUCCUUCGGUGAUCGCAAUGGCUGCUCUACUGGGAUCUCUCCAGGUUUUUAAACAAGCGGGGAUGAUGGGACCUCUCAGGGAACGUUCGUUGGUAUUAACCAACACCCUGGAACAGCACCUGUUGAGAUCCAAGUAUUUCAUCCCUUUAGCUGGAAGCCAAGAGAAACGCGGCUUCACGAUCAUUACACCGAGUGAAAGCAAGGAACGUGGAGCACAGUUGUCCUUAUUAUUCCUUCCUGUUGGCUCUGGUCUCAUGAGAAAGAUCUUCGACACGUUGGUCUCUUUCGGAGUGAUAGGAGACGAACGAGAGCCGGAUGUCAUCCGUUUGGCACCCAUACCCUUGUAUACCACUCUGGAGGAUUGCGAAAAGGCUGCCGAAUUCUUAGAAAAAGCUUUCGAGGUCGUCACUUAGAAUAGUAAACUUGAUACAAUCGGACGGCUACCCUUACUGUGCGACGAAGUUUGCUACGAAUUGUAUAUACAGAGGGGACUUUAGUAUGUCAUCGUGCUCAUCCGCUAGCUCUUCGAGAUACUGGCAGACGAGAUGUGGGUUUGAUACGGCUUUGAGAUGUUCCACCAUCAAUUGACUUUGAGCCACGUCGACAAGGGUGUCGCCCUUGGAAUGAAUAAUGAGCCAUCGGACAUGUUCCACGCGAAGAGGAUAAGUCGCGACCGAAAAGCGGUUGUAGGACGGCAGGUUGCCAAAGGCAGCAUCGAUGAACCAGUCAUGGUACCGAGGAUAUCGUGCCAAUAGUUUGUCAAUGUCAUAAAUUCCUUCGGACAUGAUGACACCUUGGACUGCAGUGAGCAGGUUUUUUGUUGGUGUCAGAGUUGGAUUGACAUCGGAGGAGUCGAGGAUGAUUGCGGACAACAUAUGUGCACUGCAAGAGUGUCCUAUGAGGUAGAGUCGACGGUGGUCAAAGAGUGCUGCCGAGUCGGCAGGCUGCCAAGUGAGAAUAAAAGUGAGAAACUGAAGGGUAUCUUGGGCAUGUCCAGGGUGAUGAAAGGGAGGACCGUCCUCGCCAGUCUUUGGCGUCAAUCGAUAGUUGGGAACAGCAACAGGGCAACCGGUGGCCUCUACUAAUUUUUGGGCCAAAGAGGCAUGGUCCUUCUUGUCCUCGCUAGAGAACCGUAAACGCACGUUCUAGAGGGAGUGCUUUUGCCUUCACUCACGAUCGCCAUGCACCGCCAUGAACGAAACAUAGAAGAGGUCGAUGACAGUGAUGGGAGGGGUAGAAAUCGAAUUCUCUGAGAGGAUCUCUAUCAGUGUCGGUGUGGUAGGGCACGUCCAUGUCAG
Molecule: messenger RNA, 2517 nt
Organism: Marasmius oreades (fairy-ring Marasmius)
Lineage: Eukaryota; Fungi; Basidiomycota; Agaricomycetes; Agaricales; Marasmiaceae
Exons: 8
Coding region: 331-1632 (433 amino acids)
Biological process (GO): NAD+ biosynthetic process
Cellular component (GO): cytoplasm
Molecular function (GO): pyridoxal phosphate binding; kynureninase activity
Source: RefSeq, a predicted model, not a curated record